Molecule: messenger RNA, 2986 nt
Organism: Zingiber officinale
Lineage: Eukaryota; Viridiplantae; Streptophyta; Magnoliopsida; Zingiberales; Zingiberaceae
Product: FT-interacting protein 1-like
Exons: 2
Coding region: 378-2762 (794 amino acids)
Source: RefSeq, a predicted model, not a curated record
UCUUCCUUCUUUUAAAUUAAGAAAAGAUCGAGCCCUUCCUCCUUCGACACUUCACUCUCAUCUCAGCGGAGAUUAAUUUCUCCAUGAAAGCAGUCAUCUUCUUCCCUGCACGAAUUGCAACGAAGAAACACACUAGAAAACGGUGAUCCCUGCUACAAGAUCGACGAAGCAACGGAGGCAAAUUUACAGUGUUGCGUAGAAGAAGAACUGCACAUCUCGAAAGAACAAAAAACCACGUCCUCGGUAUUGAAUCCGAUUCGAUGCCUUCAGUAAAUGACCAUGAAAGCAAGCAUUCGAUGUUCCUACCGUUCCAAAAUUCUUCUCUGAAACAGGCUGAUAUAGUGGAGCAAAGCAGAACAGAGCAGAGUAGCUAAUCCAUGGCGAACCAGCAAAACCAACCGGGACGCGGCGACGAGUACAAGUUGAAGGACACGAGCCCGAACCUGGGUGAGAGGUGGCCGCACCAACGGAGCAGCGGCUGGUUCGGGAUGGUGACCGGCGACAAGCUCACCAGCACCUACGACCUCGUCGAACAGAUGUACUACCUGUACGCGCGCGUAGUGAAGGCCAAGGACCUUCCCCCCAACCCCGUCACCGGCAGCCUCGAUCCCUACGUCGAGGUCAAGCUCGGAAACUACAAGGGCACCACGCGCCACUUCGACAAGCGCACCAACCCGGAGUGGAACCACGUCUUCGCCUUCUCCAAGGAGCACGUCCAGUCCACCGCCCUCGAGGUCUUCGUCCGCGACCGCGAGAUGGUCGGCCGCGACGACAUCAUUGGCCGGGUGGUGUUCGACCUCAACGAGGUCCCGACGCGUGUGCCGCCCGACAGCCCGUUGGCUCCGCAGUGGUAUCGGCUGGAGGAUCAGCGCGGGGAGUCCAAGGUGAGGGGAGAGGUCAUGGUGGCGGUGUGGAUGGGGACGCAGGCCGACGAGGCGUUCCCGGAGGCGUGGCACUCCGACGCGGCGUCGGUGCAGGGGGAGGGCGUCGUCAACAUCCGCUCCAAGGUCUACGUGUCCCCCAAGCUCUGGUACCUCCGUGUCAACGUCAUCGAGGCGCAGGACGUGGCCCCCAACGAGAAGGGCCGCCUGCCGGAGGCCUUCAUCAAGGCGCAGGUGGGCAACCAGGUGCUGAAGACUAAAGUCUCCGCCGCCAAGACCACCAAUCCGACGUGGAACGAGGACUUGGUGUUCGUGGCGGCGGAGCCGUUCGAGGAGCACCUGGUGCUUAACGUCGAGGACCGGGUGAGCCCCACCAAGGACGAGCUCCUCGGUCGGCUUGUGCUCCCGAUGACGCUCUUCGAGCGGAGGCUCGACCACCGGCCGGUGCACUCCCGGUGGUUCAACAUGGAGCGGUUCGGGUUGGCGGUGCUGGAGGGGGGCGAGACGAGGAAGGAGCUCAAGUUCUCGAGCAGAGUGCACCUCCGCGUCUGCCUCGAAGGCGCCUACCACGUCAUGGACGAGAGCACGAUGUACAUCAGCGACACCCGGCCGACGGCGCGGCAGCUUUGGAAGCAGCCCGUCGGCGUUCUGGAGGUGGGCAUCCUCAGCGCGCAAGGACUAGCUCCGAUGAAGUCCAAGGACGGCCGGGGAACCACCGACGCCUACUGCGUCGCCAAGUACAGCCAGAAAUGGGUCCGCACCAGGACGGUCAUCGACAGUUUCAACCCAAAGUGGAACGAGCAGUACACGUGGGAAGUCUACGACCCCUGCACCGUAAUCACCUUCGCCGUGUUCGACAACUGCCACGUCGGGGAGAAGCCGGCGCCGGCGACGGCAAAAGAUACGAGGAUUGGGAAAGUGAGGAUUCGGCUGUCGACGCUGGAGAUGGAUCGGAUCUACACGCACACGCACCCGCUGGUGGUGCUGCAGCCGUCCGGAGUGAAGAAGAUGGGAGAGCUUCACCUUGCCGUGCGCUUCACUUGCCUCUCCAUCGUCGGCGUCAUCUAUCUCUACAUGCAUCCUCUGCUGCCGAAGAUGCACUACAUACACCCAUUCACGAUCACGCAGGUGGAUAGCCUGCGCUACCAGGCGAUGAGCAUCGUGGCGGCGCGGCUGGGCCGAGCGGAACCGCCGCUGCGCAAGGAGGCGGUGGAGUACAUGCUAGACGUGGACUCGCACAUGUGGAGCAUGCGGCGGAGCAAGGCCAACUUCUUCCGGAUCAUGUCUCUGCUGUCGGGGACCAUCGGAGUGUUCCGCUGGCUGGAGGAGGUGCGGCGGUGGCGGAAUCCGGUGACCACUCUGCUCGUCCACGUCCUGUUUGUGAUAUUGAUAUGCUACCCGGAGCUGAUCCUCCCCACCGUGUUCUUGUACAUGUUUUUGAUCGGGGUGUGGAACUUCCGGUGGCGGCCGCGGCACCCGGCGCACAUGGACGCGAAGCUGUCGUGGGCGGAGGCGAUCCACCCGGACGAGCUGGACGAGGAAUUCGACACGUUCCCGACGUCGAAGCCCCACGACGUGGUGCGGAUGCGCUACGACCGGCUGCGGAGCGUGGCAGGAAGGAUACAGACGGUGGUGGGCGACGUGGCGACUCAGGGGGAGAGGCUGCAGUCGCUGCUGAGCUGGAGAGACCCGCGGGCCACCGCGCUGUUCGUGGUGUUCUGCUUGGUGGCGGCGCUGGCGCUCUACAUGACGCCGUUCCAGGUGGUGGCGCUGCUCGCCGGAUUCUACGCGCUGCGCCACCCGAGAUUUAGGAGCAAGCUGCCGUCGGCGCCGAGCAAUUUCUUCAAGAGGCUUCCUUCCCGAAUCGACAGCAUGCUCUGAGAGAAACCGAUCUACAGCUCCACGUCUUAUAUUUCUUCAAAAUCUUCUUGUUUUUGCAGAGCUAUCAGCAUAAAAUCUUCGACAGCAUUUAGACUGAUUUUGCUUGCUGUUUGAUAUAUAUUUCAUUUUAUUUCCCAGAGUGAUUGUAAGGAUCGAGAAGAUGAUCUAAUAUUGUGAAAAAUGCUUGGAUAAAUAAAAAGGGCAAUAGAUGUUAUGGAGUUCAA